AUGGGCAUGUCGGCGAAGGAGCUCAAGCCGCUCGCGGUCUUGAGUCACGGCGACAACUUUUACUGGAACGGCAUUGCGAAGAACAACCACAAGUACCGGUUCCAAGACACGUUUGAAGACACGUACAACGACCCGGCGCUCAUGGCCGUGCCGUGGGUCAACGUCAUUGGCAACCACGACAUUGGUGGCGCGCACUUUAUCUGCGGCGACGGCUGGGACAAGGACGACAACUUUUUCGAGUGCGAAGACACGGCCAUGAUGUCCAAGUACCUCAAGGAGCGCUUCGACUUGCAAAAGAACUAUGUGAGUCCCAACAACAACCGGUGGCUCCUGAAAGACCACUAUUUCGUCCACUCGGUCUCCAAGAACGGCGUCUCGGUCGACAUCUUCAACGUCGACACCAACCACGCCGACAACCAUGGCGCGUCCCAAGUGUGCUGCCAGUGCUUUGGCUACUCGUACAAGUACGACUACGACAGCACCAAGUGCGACGACGUUAAAGUCGGCAGCAAGAUGUGCGCGGGUGGCAGUGCCGAGAUGUACAACACGUGCAUGGAGACGCUCGAGGGCUGGGCCCAAGACUCGCUCACGCAAGCGCUCAAGGACAUGAAGGCGUCCAAGGCGACGUUCAAGAUCGUCAACACGCACUUUAGCCCGCUCUACCACAUGAACCCCGAGCGCGCCAAGAAAUGGUACGAUGUGCUCAAGGCCGGCAACGCCAGUCUCUGGAUCAACGGCCACACGCACGGCUUUGACCACGGCAUCAGCACCUUUGGCACGCAUCUCAUGGAGAACGGCGGGGGUGGCGGCAUCGUCACCAAGGCCUCCAACGCCGGCUCGGACGCCAUCGUCAAAAAGUAUGUGCCUCGAUACCAAGCCGUCUGGACGGCCAGUGGCAACCCGUACGGCUUCAUGGAGCUCAGCUUCUCCAAGGAGUGGCUCAAGGUGCAAUUUGCCACCUUUGACAAGCAGUGGAGCUUUGCCGGCAACGACCUCCCGGCCACCGUCAAGGGCGGCAUUGCGCGUGGUCACUGCUGGUUCAUUCCGAGCGGUCAGUUCAUUGCCCCCGGCUCCCAGGGUGUCGAGUGCAAGAGCUCCGUCAACGGCGUCAUUGGCGCCCCGCCCGAUAAAUUUCAACAAUAUCAAGUAAUAUGA
Messenger RNA from Saprolegnia parasitica CBS 223.65, 1155 nucleotides. RefSeq lists its product as hypothetical. Gene Ontology annotation, molecular function: ferric iron binding; acid phosphatase activity; ferrous iron binding. The record is from RefSeq and is a predicted model, not a curated record. The coding region runs from base 1 to 1155 and encodes 384 amino acids. The transcript has 4 exons. NCBI's taxonomy places the organism in Eukaryota, Oomycota, Saprolegniomycetes, Saprolegniales, Saprolegniaceae.